AUGACAAGUUUAACAUGUUUACUUUGUAAUGGUGCACCUACAGAAGAUUCCUUAUCAAGAGUAAGAAGGGGAGGAUGGAGCAUGUUAAGAUUGGGGCGUGGUCUUCAGAUGCUCAGAUUAGGUAAACGAACGCACCCCAGUGGCCUUGACAUCUACCUUGAUCGAGAUUUACACGAACGUCAAGUCCCACUCCCAAGAUACGGCAAGGAUUUGGAUUGGCAGAAUUUCUUAGAAAGACACAUGCUGGGGAAUACUGAAAUGGACGAAGAAAAGAGAGAAUCCAUGCUUCCUUUAACCGACCCUUUUCUUUCUGAAGCAAUCGAUGGUUACCCGCAUAUGAGACCAGCACCACGUGGAGGACGCUUUAAGCGAUCUGCAGGUCGCUUCCGAUACUACCCGGAAGUACGAUCAGAGGAGCGUGCUGUGGCGUUACCUAGAUUUGGACGUUUAAUUGAAAAGGAACUCAAACACAAGGAUGGAAACGAUGAAAGUAAAGAACGUGCCGUCCCAGCUCCCAGAUUUGGCCGCAAUCCACACUAAACAAUAAAUAUUAUAGAAUAUUGUACAUUACAUUUGAUUCAAUUCCCAAAUUAGAUUCAUAAUUCCAUAUUGUUCGAAAGAUUGAUUUUAGAUCUCAAAAUGGGAAUUUCAGAGGGAAUGAUGUUAACACUGGGCAAGGAACCUUCAUUGACAAAAAUUAGUUUGUUGUUUUGGGGUACCAAUGAGUAUUGAAAGAGAAUUAAUCAAUACUGCUUUAUUAGGAAUUAUUAGUAUGAUAGGGUUCAAUCAAUAUUAUUAGACUAUCUUCUCCAAUUCAAAAUCAUCAUUAUUGAAUGCUAGUAAAUUGUAUGAAAAUAUCUUAAAUAAACAGUUUUCUAUAU
Molecule: messenger RNA, 881 nt
Organism: Lottia gigantea (owl limpet)
Lineage: Eukaryota; Metazoa; Mollusca; Gastropoda; Lottiidae
Exons: 2
Coding region: 1-540 (179 amino acids)
Source: RefSeq, a predicted model, not a curated record